This is a messenger RNA of Bursaphelenchus okinawaensis, 1386 nucleotides long. The record is from the annotation of a GenBank genome assembly. Lineage: Eukaryota; Metazoa; Nematoda; Chromadorea; Rhabditida; Aphelenchoididae.
AUGGACCCUCCUCCAAAUGUGUCCACGCCAUUUGAUUUAUUUGGCUAUGACACAAAUCAUACAUCGGUUCGGAUCUUGUACAUGUUGGCUUAUUUAUCAUCUACAUACUUGCCUUACUACGAGUUUCUGAGUUGUGGCAUAUGCUUGUUGGCUAACGGUUACAGUGCUGUACGCUUUAUCAAUGCUGGUACUUAUAGUCGGAAUUUUAGGAUUGUCAUGGUAGGUUGGGGGUAUGAAGUUGGUGUUUUAAAAUUACAGUACUAUUUGGUGCAAAAAAUAUAGCAAAGGUUGCAACACAGAACCUUUUCACAAAGUAGUACAAAGCUUUUAGUAUAGUUAACCUAGUACUAUUUCAUUACAAAAACCUAGUCAAAACUAAUGUUACAGUACCUUUCAGAUAGCGACAAACCUAGUAAUAAACGCCACAGCCCUAUUACGACCAAUAUACUUUCUAGUACCAGAAGAAACGUACUAUAUAGCAUCGAAAAACUACUUUCGUAUGUUCGUCAUGUACGCGUUAGAGUACAUUAGUCAUGUCGCUAUACUAAUGUUUGAUGUAAAGUAUAUUAUCAUUGGAUACGAGCGACGUGUAGCCUUUAAAAACCGAGCUACAUACGAAAAUAACCAAGGAAAAGGUACCAUCAUGGUGUUCUUGUUCGUACUAGGUGCUGUGAGUAUUAGUGCUGCAAUAAAAGCAGUGCUAUUCAUUGCUGUUAGAGACCUGCCUAUAGAUACUGCUUUGCAUAAGGCAUUCAUGAUGGAUGCGGACUUUGUCACUUGGUUUGCUUCACACUUCUUGGCACUUGGAGGGUGGAUAUACGGGUACUACGUAAGUUUAAUUUUUUUUGUAAAGAGGAUUUCAUCGUAUAAGUCAUAAAUUUACUUUGUAGACCUUCUACGACCUAAACAAACAAGCUCAUAAGCUAAAGUACGCUGGAAACAGCCUGAGCGAAUCGUUCACGUUAAAGGAGAUUGUCAGUGUGCUGAAGGUGAUUCGACCGGUAAUUAAAGCAUACAUUGUCAUAUUGUUGAGUGGAGUGGCUGUGGCUAGUUUUAUGUGCUUCUUCAUGCUGGGUGGUACUAUGCACGAGGGGGACAUGUACUAUCGGGCUUGUAUUACGGUAAGGUUUGCAAAACAAAAAAAAAUCGUUUUAGCUCGAGUACAGUCUAGCCGCCUCCUACAACAUAUAUGCCAGUUGUUAUACAAUUUGGUACCUAAAACCGCUUCGCAAAGCCCUACAACAAGAUUUGACAUGUUGUUUUCGACGGAAAUGCGUUGAAAUUGAGCCUAAUGCGGUUGAGAAAUACGAUGCGGUACAGGAGACCAACAUCUACUUCGAACAACUCAGUAAACGCUGGGAUAUUGUGCUUGUCAAAAAGAGAUGA